Molecule: messenger RNA, 981 nt
Organism: Acanthosepion pharaonis
Lineage: Eukaryota; Metazoa; Mollusca; Cephalopoda; Sepiida; Sepiidae
Source: the annotation of a GenBank genome assembly
AUGCUUUUCAUAGCAGUGGUGACUGAAUCUUCUCCUCAUUUAAUAAUUACUAUUACUACUUUUUUCUUCGUUUACUCUUUCAUUCGAACCUCUGUUAUUUUCUCUUAUUUCAUUUUUUCAUUUCUUCAUCUUUUUCUUCUUCUUCUUCUUCUUUUUCUUCUUCUUCUUCUUCUUCUUCUUCUUCUUCUUCUUCGCUUCACUGUUUCAUUGUUUCUUUUUUUCUUCUUCUACUUUCGCGAAUUCACUUUUUCUUUGUUUCUUUUUCUUCUUCUUUCUCUGCUUCGGUGUUUCUUCUUUUCCUUUUUCUUUAUUGGCAUCACAUCAUUGUUUCUUCUUCAUCUUCCACGAUUCACUAUUUUUUUUCUUCCUCUUCUACUUUCUGGACUUCAACUCUUCUUCUUCUUCUUCUUUUUCUUCUUCUUCUUCUUCUCCCUUCGCUUUACUGUUUCUUUGUUUCUUACUUUUUCUUAUUUUUUUUCUUCUUCUUCUUUCUUCGCUUCAAUUUUUCUUUGUUUUUUUUUCAUUUUCUUCUUCUUCUUUCUCGACUUCACAGUUUAUUUAAUUGUCCUUUUACUUCUACCUCAAGCAUUCUUUUUCUUCUUCUUCUUCUUCUUCUUCUUCUUCUUCUUCUUCUUCUUCUUCACUUCCCUUUUUCUUUGUUUCUUCUUUUUCUUCUUUGUUGGUUUCAAAUUUCUGUUUCUUCUUCGCUUUCUUCUUCUUUGUCGACUUUUUACUUUUAUUUCCGAGCUUCUGUUUUUAUUUCUUUAUUUUUUCAUUCUUCUUCUACUUCUUCUUUAUCUUCUUGAUCUUGUUGUUGUUGUUGUUCUUCUUCUUAUUAUUCUUCUUCUUCUUCUUUCUCGACUUCACGUUUUCCUUGUUUCUUUUUUAUCAUUAUUACUUUUUUUAGAGUGUCUAUUUUCCUUCUUUUUCCCUUUUUCUUUUUGUUGUUGUUGCUAUUAUUAUUAUUAUCAUUAUUAUUAA